AUGAUUUUUGCAGAAGACUUUGCACAACUUAUGCCAGUACUAGGCCAGGCCCUUUAUAAUGGGAAUGUUGGCACAUCAGUGGAUGCCUCCAUGUCAGAACGUGGGCAGCAAUCUGCUAUAGGUAAAGCACUUUGGCACCAAGUUACUACAGUUGUAAUUCUACGAAAAAAUAUAAGACAAAAUACACAAUCAGUGGAAGAUGCCAAGCUAAGGACAGCUCUAGAAAAUAUGAGAUAUGCACCAAAGUUGGCUGACAAACGUUUCAGAAAUGUCUCUAUCAUUACUGCUUUGAACUCCCAGAAAGAUCGAAUCAAUGAAUUGGGUUCUGUGUGUUUUGCUGCAGAUACUGGCCAAACCCUCACUGACUUUUACUCUGUGGAUACACUGGGGGUUGAGUGUGAUCCAGUCACUGGUAAAAAGCCUCGUGGAAGACCUAAGAAAACUGCUAUAUACAAAACUAUCAGUCCAAAGCUUCAAAAUUUACUUUGGAACUUGUGCCAUUUGGCCUCUGAUCAUGUUCCCAGAAAACUUUCACUGUGUAUUGGUAUGCCAGUUACUUGUGGGUGUGGGCCAGUGCUUUGCAUGGCAUGUAUGAGUCCUUUCUGUGGACUCUAA
Laccaria bicolor S238N-H82 is the source of this 615-nucleotide messenger RNA. RefSeq lists its product as uncharacterized. The record is from RefSeq and is a predicted model, not a curated record. The transcript has 2 exons. Bases 1 to 615 code for a protein of 204 amino acids. Lineage: Eukaryota; Fungi; Basidiomycota; Agaricomycetes; Agaricales; Hydnangiaceae.